AUGGACGAAGAAAAUCGAGAAGAUGAGCCGGUAAAUCCAUUGGUAACGCUAGCAGCAGCUGCAGAGGCAGUUUCUCGCAGUGGUGAGCUUUCAACGACAACGCCGAGCAUUUCAUCAUCAUCAUCAUUGCAACAACAACAAAAGAAAACCACAGCGCAUUGGACAUUUGAUGAAGCGCUGGCUUUCUAUGAGUGCAUCAAAACGUAUGGCCGUGACUGGGAGACGAUCUCGCGGGUGCUCGCAAAGAAGAAAAUCCACAAAAGCGUCAAUCAGAUCAAGAAUUUCUCGUUCAACGUCGCUCGAUCGGUUCGUCAGAUAACUGGCUUCGAUAAUCAAGACGUCUACAAGAAGAUUCCGACUGAUGCACGCGAGCUGAUGAUGGUAAUAGCGUCGAUGGAAUGGCGAAAGAGGACGACAAACAAGAAAUACCACAACGAUUGCUUGCGAGAGCUGCUUUUCGAGGGCUCGAUAUCCUACCGUUUCCAGAAGAACAAGUUGCCGAUUCUCAUCGAAAUGCCCAGUUGCCCGUCGUUGAGCGCUCUUUUCACAACCGAGAAACGCGUCGAGAAAUUCCCUGGCGACGUGACGAUUCAAUUGGAGCCAUUUACGAAUGGUGAUCAGUCGACAAUUGCCUCAGCAAUGCUGAAUCCUUUAUUGAAGGUAAAAGUUGGCAUCAACGAACGUUUGUCACGACUUUUCGAGCUACUCCAAGUGAAAUGGGGCACUCCGUUGAAGCAUUUGUCGACCGAUGAUCACCUCAAUUUUUGUCUCUUCGUGCAUCGAGACGUCGAUGUUGGUAACGUUUUCUUCACCGAGGCUCAUUCGACGCCGAGUUUGAAGAGGUUACUCAGCGAACAUGAGAAGCUCGAGAACAUGAAGAACGUGCAAAAGGGACACUUUUCAUGUGAUCCAUCAUUCACUGUGUCGACUCGAACAAUCGAUUGCCCGUUGUUGCUUCGAUCGGAGGUGCUGCGAGCGGGAUUGACGGGAGAAAAUUGUGGCGAUGCGUCGUUGGCUGAGCUCUUUUGCGUGUGUGGCCUCCAGCCGGUGAUCCGUUUGAUGUACCAUGUGACGAAUCGACGCGAUCAUCUCUCCACAUGGGAGAUCUUUGCCGAUUUGAUCAAGAGAGACUACCCGGAGUGCUUAUCGAAUAGCAAAGAAAAUCGCCCGAAAGUCGCCGCGAAAGAGAUGAGCAACAAGAUGAGCCAGCAAACGCAAACCGAGAAUUGCUUUUUGACAAACGUGGCCUCAAAUCGAGAGAAUGACAUGCGAAAAGAAGGUGAAUCGACGCCAACAGCCAAGAGGAAACCGUCGUGUUAUCCGGCAAGAAGGGAAACACCAAAGUCGAUGGCCAGCAACAGCAGCUCGAUCAACGUGGCCAAUUCGAUCUCGAAAAAUCAACCGACAUCCUCGAAGAUUGUCGACAUUGAAAACGAGCAAUUCCUCGCGCAACUUCAGGCUCUGGAGCAAACCUCGAGGAAAACGCCCCUACAACGAGGCGCAAAACGACCAGCGACUAGCAGCAAUGAAACGCCGACUCCAACAAUCGCAUCAAUACCAAUGGCAAACGAGCGACAACAAAACUCGCCGCACACCGAUUUCUCGUCGAUGAAAGCGCCGAGCGAUCGUUGGAUAAGUGGACGAAUGGCGCGAAAGAGUCGAUCACCGCAGAAGAAGAAACAAUCGCCACCAAAAAAGCAACAAAUACAAGAAAGCGCACUGCUGAUGCAUCACGAUGAAACGGCUAGACAUGCGCUCAAUCAAAGUGACGCGCUCAAUCAAAGUGACGAGCUUCAUCCGUCAGCCUUGGAGAUUCAGUGCUUCGGUGAACAUUUGCAGUUGUCACAGUCGCCGAAUAAGUCGAUCUCCUCUUUUCCGAUGGAUUUUCGUGGUUUCAGCGACGGUGAACGAAUGUGUGCGCAGGUGCUCAACCAGAACUCGAUCGACUUCUACUCGCAUUUCCAGCAAUUCGUUGAGAGUUUCGAUCAAUCGCCGCAGAAAAGCCAGCAGCAGCCGCAAAAUAAUCUCUUG
Mesorhabditis belari is the source of this 2031-nucleotide messenger RNA. NCBI's taxonomy places the organism in Eukaryota, Metazoa, Nematoda, Chromadorea, Rhabditida, Rhabditidae. The record is from the annotation of a GenBank genome assembly.